Messenger RNA from Arachis ipaensis, 1744 nucleotides. The record is from RefSeq and is a predicted model, not a curated record. NCBI's taxonomy places the organism in Eukaryota, Viridiplantae, Streptophyta, Magnoliopsida, Fabales, Fabaceae.
CUGCCAUGGUCUCUUGUGAAACCCAAGCAACUUAUGUUUGGGUAUUGCAGAAGUUGUUGAAAUGCAUGGAGGGGAAGGCACUGAAGGCAGUAAUAACAGAAGGUGAUCGUUCUAUGCGAAUGGCAAUUAAUGAAGUUUUUCCGGAGGCUCACCACAAGCUUUGUUCAUGGCAUCUACUAAAAAAUGCCAAAAUAAAUGUGUGCUUGCCGCGGUUUACAACCUUAUUUAGAUAUUUGAUGCUUGCUGAUAUUGAGAUAGAAGAGUUUGAACAGCAUUAGGAGGCAAUGUUGGAUGAGUGUGGAGUCUGAGAUGUAGAGUGGGUUCAGGAUCUAUACAUGAAGAAAUUAUAUUGGGCAACUGCAUACAUACGCGGUAGGUUCUUUGCCGGCAUCAGGACGACAUCGCGAUGUGAAUUGUUGCAUGCGAAGCUAGGCAGGUUUGUGGAGAGGAGGUAUGGGAUACUCGACUUUGUGACGAACUUCCAGCGUUGUGUUGAGUUCCUCAGAGAUAACGAGGAUGAGAUGGACUUUCGGUCGUCGUAUGGGACCCCCGUAUUGCAGACUCAGUUUCCAAAACUUGAGAAAUCCGGAGCAAUGAAGUAUACCCGAGAAAUAUUUUCAAGGUUCCGUGAAUCCUUGCAAAGGUAUGUUCGGAUAACCGUUGUGGAGAGCCAGCCGCGCGAGGGUGGUACUAUUUAUGUGACCCAAAAGUAUAUGCAACCGGGAAGAAAGUGGAAUGUUAUGCAUGUGUUGGCUUUGGAUAAAUAUACGUGCAGUUGCCAAAGAAUGGAAUCGUUUGGGCUACCUUGUGUGCACAUACUCUCAGUUUUGGUUUGGUUAGAUGUGGGUUCUCUUCCAGACACCUUGGUCUUGGGGAGGUGGACUAAGUCGGCCAAGUUCGGUUUGUAUGAUGAUAUUGCUGGGGAGAAAAUAGUCGAUAUUGCUGCCUUGUAUAGGAUGCGGAUGGGAACGUUUCUGCAGCACCGCGAGUGUUUAGCUCAGCUUGUGUAUAACAACGAUGACUUAUUCAAGUUGUAUUCAGAGCAGAUAGUUCAGGAAGCAAUUAGUCUUGAAAGUAUGAAUGAUUUGGGGAAUAGUGUCGGCAUUGGUGGUGGUGGCGACAAUGGUAGAGUACUAGAUCCGAUUGGGGUUUGUACUAAGGGCACUGGGCGUGGAAAUGUACAGGUUGGGGCGAGGGGAACGAAGCGUAGAAAGUGUAGCACGUGUGGGAUAGUCGGACAUCGUCGAACUCAGUGCCAAAAUCAGGCGAACAUGUCGGUGCCGAACAGCCAAGAUGAGGUGCCGCGAAUGGUGUCAUAGUCUGUGGCGCGUACUGAAUUUUCUCCUGCGCGUAGCCUUUCGAUCAAGAAUAUUGGGGUGUGGGAUUGCUAUCGUCCAUCAGCGGCGAACACUUCCGACUUUCGAGCAACUGCGGAUGGGUGUUCCCCAAAGUAAUUUCAUGCCUUACAUGCAUGUGUGAUGUAGUUGAGAGAAAGAUUGGCCUUUCUAGGACUUGGUAAGUGUGGCUUAGGGUGGUACUAUUAGUCAUUCUGGACCAUUAUUGGUUAAAUAGGCCAGCAAAGCUCAUUCAUGUGAAGAUACUGAACGUGUAAUGGAUUGCCGAAGUAUCAAGUAUUUAUGCCCCGGUAUACAGUGUUUAAUCUAUCAUGUUUAUCAGUUUUUUACACUUUCGAAAUUGAAUCCAAUUAUGAAAGAACCGUGUUAUGUAGGUGUUGUUCUUUUCA